UGCCUCGAAUAGGUUAAUAUAGUUGAAUAGAAUUGAGAGAAAUCAGUUUGAUUGUGUCCUUUGUGCAAGUAACUGACAAACAUGAGGAUGAACUUUGUGAAAUAAUCUGUUCAAAGUUCAUUUCGACUGAGAGCUAUUCUGUGAAUAAUAAUAAGUCGUCCUCGCAUACAAAUGACGCCCCGAAGAUUCUCCCAACGGCUGAGACAAAUGCGGAAAACCGCAAAUGUAUUCCAUUCUCCGCCACAACCGCCAAAAUCCUUAACGAAGAGUCCAAUCGACUCCGAAAUUACUGACGUCGGGAAAUCACCAGAGUCACUUCGUUUUAAAGGGCCAGAGCCCCUCUGCAUCAAAGAGCUCAGUCCCAAAAUCCUCCCCAGAGCCCCAAAACUCAAGCUCAACCUCGACAUACCCGAUGAGGACGCCGAAGAAGACCUCAAAAACGAUGUCAAUUAUCCAAAGAGCUACAGGGACACCCUCGAACGAACUACUUCCAUUGACACAAUUAAGAACGAAAUAUCAUUUAUGGGACAUUCCGCGAGUCCCAAAGAUUUCUUGUACCGUAAAAUGGAAUCGUUGGAGCGCCAGAAUGAAAAACCAGCUGCAUUAGACAUGGAACAGGAAAGAUGCGAAGAAAUCGUCAAGAUACCGAGCUGUUGUCCAUCGACGGCGGAUUCCCCUCACCGGAGGUAUUUUGAUACUCCAAAGGCGAUCGGCAAUGACCUCGCCGAGCUCAAGAUAUUAAAAGAAAAUUUUUCACAGAUAAAGAAAGAAAUGGAGUAUUACGAUAAAAGUGAGACUUUAUCGAAGAAUCUUCAGCCAAUGACAACAACCAAUCAAACAACCGCACUUUCUUUAGCCUCCUCAGUUAAGGCGAUCGAUGGUGGCGAGGAUUCUCGAAAUGAAUACUUCGAUUUGACCUUCACGACUUCUCCACCUUCCAAGAAGUGCAUAACGACCUUGAACUUUGAUGAGAUCAAGAUACCCAGUAAAAAAACAAACAAAGCUAGCGAUAAUACUUUAAAAUAUGGGACUGGUUGUGAUGAGGUAAUUGUAGAGUCCCAACAAAGAUCGAUGCUCAGUUGGCCGACUCCCAAGAUCGUUGAAUCUGGAUGCAAAACCAUUUCUGUGACGAUGGAAUUGAGUGAUUCUCAAGUCACAGUAGAAGACCAUUCAAUAAUGAAUGGUAGUGUAAUUAAGGCGCAGGGAUAUAGAAUGGGGGUUACAGAGUGGUGGCCACCUUUGGAGAGGGUCCUGGUGACCAUCGAGUGGAUUGGUAGGAGUGUCUUGGCACUUUUGAAAAAGUAUGGAAUCGUCUUUAGGGAGGGUUUUAAUUCCCAGGCUAUGAGCAGGAAAUCACCGGUAGAUGCGUUGGAUAAGGUGGUUGAGGUCGUCAGGAAGGAGAAUGAGAGGAUAGCUGUAAGGAUCUCGGAGAGCAUCAACGACCUUUUGAUGGAAUUGGCUAAAACGUCUUUGAGGAAUCAUCAGAGUCUCUUAACAUUGAGCAAAGAAGUUCAGGAAUUGAAAAAUACAAACAAGCAAUUACUGAGUAGUACCACGACCGUCACAACAGAAUUAAAGUCCAUAUCAGAGGCGCUGGAGAUAUUUAAAUCGAAUUUGAAAAUGCCAGCUACAGUUGGACCCUCACCUUUUACACCACAACUCCCAUCACCACUGCCACCACUAGGUGGACUCCCGGGCCUUCCUCCUCCUCCACCGCCGCCCCCGCCACCCCCACCACCACCCCUGCCCGCAUUAUUCGUGAAGACUCCGAAAACGCCAUUGAGGUCGGUGAAAAAAUUACCAAAGAGAACAUGCUCAACUCCCUUGGAAGGCAGGCCGUCCAUCACCCUUGAAGACAUCCUCAAGGUCACACUGAAGAAAGCACCUCCAGCGCAAAAAGAUCCAUUAAGAACACCACUGACUGCCAAGGGUCCAGUGGUGUCCCUGGACAUGCUGAAAAGUGUGAAGCUCAAGUCUGCCAGGCGCAGAAGUACUGAUCAGCUAGGAUCUCCACGCAGAAUUCAUCCCUACAAAUACAGGAGCUCGCAAAAUUUAACAGCAUCGCCGAUUUCAGGGAGGGAACGCAGCCCUCUCCAUAGAAUUCUGCGACAAGUUGACGAGACUCGACGUGGACGCAGAAAAACUAUGAGCCCCACAACGAGCUCUCUCAGUGAUUACGAGACUCCCAGGGAGGGUAAAGAGGUCGACGCGAGAAGCAGCAGAUCCCAUUCGAUCGUCAUUUAAUCCAAUGAAGAAAAUAUUUUAUUCAUUGAAAUGAGAGUUUUUAAAUAUCGUACAUUAUUCAGAAUAAUUUUCAGAUUAAUUUAUCGUGACUGUCAAAGUAUUUCUUUGAUUAAUCUCAAUAUAUUCCAGAUGAAGAUAAUUUUAA
Diachasmimorpha longicaudata is the source of this 2389-nucleotide messenger RNA. RefSeq lists its product as uncharacterized. NCBI's taxonomy places the organism in Eukaryota, Metazoa, Arthropoda, Insecta, Hymenoptera, Braconidae. The transcript is spliced from 4 exons. The coding region runs from base 172 to 2244 and encodes 690 amino acids. The record is from RefSeq and is a predicted model, not a curated record.